Molecule: messenger RNA, 3057 nt
Organism: Cannabis sativa
Lineage: Eukaryota; Viridiplantae; Streptophyta; Magnoliopsida; Rosales; Cannabaceae
Product: probable ADP-ribosylation factor GTPase-activating protein AGD14
Exons: 15
Coding region: 415-2556 (713 amino acids)
Molecular function (GO): GTPase activator activity
Source: RefSeq, a predicted model, not a curated record
GUAAGUACUGAUAAAGCAAAGCAAGUCGCCUACUGCGACCGUGGACUGUCAUUAUGAGAAUGUGAGAUUCGUCUUGACCAAUUACGUGAAAUUAGGAUUAAUAUUUUAUUUAUAGUCUCGGCAACAGAAUACCUAUCCUGUGUCCCACAACACCCUAACAUUCCCUAAACCCAAAACCAAAAUAACUCAACCCAACCCUUCUCUCUCUCUCUACAUUUUAGGAAAAGCAGACUUUGGUUAAGCUCUGAGCUGUACAAAAGCCAUUGUUAUCAGCCCCUUAAGGAUCUGCAACUCUCUCUCUCUAGCGGUACGCGAAGCGCGUGAGCUGUAGGAUCAUCUUCUUGUCAACGUCGUCAGCUAGAAGGCUGCAGCGGUAGACCAACCUCUCCGUCUGCAGCAAAUCCAGUGGGGGAAAUGGCGAGUCGAGUGAAGGAGGAUGAAAAGAAUGAACGAAUUAUUCGUGGACUGCUCAAACUUGCCGAGAAUCGUAGAUGCAUUAACUGUAAUAGUUUGGGACCCCAAUAUGUUUGCACUAAUUUCUGGACGUUUAUUUGCACAACCUGCAGUGGAAUACACCGAGAGUUCACACACAGAGUGAAAUCAGUAUCAAUGGCUAAAUUUACAUCACAAGAAGUUAAUGCUCUUCAAGAAGGGGGAAACAAGCGUGCAAAAGAGAUUUACCUGAAAGAAUGGGACCCACAGCGGAAUUCUUUCCCAGACAGCAGUAAUGUUGAGAGGCUUAGAGAUUUUAUUAAGCAUGUUUAUGUGGAUAGAAGAUAUAAUGGUGAAAGGAACUUGGACAGACCUCCUAGAGUAAAGGGGGAGAAGGAAGAAUUAUAUGAAAGCAGGAGAACAGAUUCAUAUCAAGGAGGGUCUAGAAGUCCACCUUAUGAGGAUAAUGACCGUCGUUAUAAUGAGAGAUCAAGCCCUGGAGCAAGAAGUUAUGAGGGGCGAAGAAGUCCUGGUUAUGAUCAAGAAAGUCGGCAGUAUGGUGAUUUUAGAAAGAGCCCUGUCCGUCCUGAAAUUGUUAAUGAUUGGCGCCGGGAUGACAGGUUUGGUAAUGGAAGGAGACAAGACGAUAGGAGAAUGUCUGAAGGUGAUCUAAAGCUGGAAGGUAGAUCUCCUGAACGACCAAAAGAUGUAGGGGCCUCCAGUCCGCCUGUGGUAAGGCCUGUUAGGGAGAUUUUAGGGGAGAAUACAAUACCUCUCCGUAUUAGUGAGCCUCCAAAACCUACUGCCAGGACUUCUGAUGUCCCUGCACAGACUCAGAGAACUGCAUCCUCCAGUAGUUUGGGAUCAGCCAGUGGGAACAACCCCGUGGAAGUAAAAGUGGAGACUUCUCGAAGUUUAAUUGAUUUUGAUGCUGAUCCUGAAACUCCUAUUGCAUCAGCCGCACCUGAGCAACAACCAGCUAUAUCUCAGUCCAUUUCACAGCCUGCAAAUGCAAUCAGUGACAACAACUGGGCCUCGUUUGAUGCAUUCCCUCAGGCAAAUGUGUCUCAAGCUCCUAAUGUGAAUCCACUGGAGUCUGUACUAUCACAAUUGUCUGUUCAUGCACCUGUUCCUCAUAAUUCUGUUGCACCGGCCAACACUGCUACUGUGACAGCUUCUGUGAACAACUUGUUAGUAUCUCCUCUGGAUGGUGUUUCAGUUGCUGCCCCUGUAUCAACACCAGUAUUUCCAGUCAAUGGUAGUAACACUCUUGUCAAUGUGCCCAGUGCUAUGCAGUGGCCUAAUAUGCAACAACAACAACAGCCUUCCCUUUUCCCUGUUGCUGGUAAUCAGUCAAGUGGUCAGCAAUUUCAACAACCUGUUACUGGACCUUCUAGCUUUCAGCCAUGGAAUUUAUCGCCUGCCCCUAAUGCACAAGGGUUGCCUAAUAACUUAACAGCACAGGCACCCCCGGCUGUUUUGCAACCUGCCCAUGACAUCAAUUCUGCUGUUGUAUCACAAUCUUCUGCUGCUGAUGUAAAAUCAAGUGGAAGGAUGGCAUUGCCAGAGGAUCUCUUUACUGUAAACUAUCCAGCCUACCGGGCACCAGCUCCUGGGUGGCAAACUGGUCAACCUGGUGGUAUGGGGUUCCCCACACAAUAUAAUACGGCAGUGCCCAUGCAUACUUUCCAGCAGUCGACAAAAUCAACAAAUCCAUUUGAUCUGAGCAGUGAACCUCCUCCUGUUCAAGGCCAAACAUUUCCUUCCAUGCAACCCUUGCAAGGUGCUCUACCAAAUGUGCUGAAUCCAUCUGGCAUGCCACAAUCGGGCUUAAUGCGCACUUCCAGUCUUGGUGCACCACCGUCUGCAUGGAUGCCCCAAUCAUAUGCACCAGCAUUUCCUCCUCAAGCUGCUCCUCAAUAUGGAUCAGCACUGCCACCAAGGGCCUACAUGGGGCAACAAGUUCCUAACAUGCCACCUUCAGGGAAUCAAGCAUUUGGAGGUGGUGUUGUAGAGGGUGCAGCUUUUGGCUCAUUAAAUGUGGAUCAACAGAUUGCUGGUAGAUUUUCUGCACCUGCUACCCCGACUCCUUUUCCAUCUGUUGGAGGAAACCCAUUUGGGUAAAAAAUACAAAGGAAGGAGGAAGCCUCACUUAUCCUGUUUAGGCUAUAAGCAUCAUCUUGCUGCUGCCUAUUAUGUAAUGUCAGGCUCAAGUUUUGGAUUUCUACGUUGUAUACAGCCUGCUGACAUAUUUGUUUGAAGAAUCCCUGGGGUCAAGAUCACAAGGUCUGCACUAGCCAUGUAAAAUCUGAUUAAUGAUGUAACAAACAAAGAGUUAGAGAGAGAGAGAAGAGAGUACAUAACUAAAAGGGAAAGGAAUGGAAAAUAGUUUGGAGGGAGACCUAGAUUAUUAUUUUUUUUUUUUUUGUUUUGGUCAGUUUGGUACUGUGGUGCCUUGAUAAAUAUAUGUUUUUUUUUAGUGUUGUAGGAAGGGUGAUAUGUGUGUUUGUUUGCUGCCCCUUUGUGUCCAGACGUUAUUGUCCGAGUUGUAUGAUUCUUUCCUCCCAUUAUGCAAUGUUCCAGUGGAAUGAAGUUUGAAUGGUAGAACUUACAUAUUUUCAGACA